CCUGACCUGUUAAGCUCAGCUAAACACCCUUCACAAUGCAAAUCCCUGUGCACAGCAUGUUUGCACACGUGAGCCUUUGCAAGCUGGAGGAUGUAGUCCUGCUCCGGCGAGAGCUCUGGACCACAAAGUGGACAAGAACCACAGAGCCCAUCAUGACUCUCUUCACCUGUGUGUUUAUCCGGUGGCUACUGAGUGAACCGAGACGGUGACCAGUGGGAUCUUUUUUAUUAAAUGCGGUCCUCAAAGCCCCUUAUCUGCAGUCCGGUUUUGAGAAGCAGCAGCAGCAUCUGUUGGCUUUGAAUCAAAGAAAUCCCCUCUUCAGGAUUACUCCUCACUCAGGAUGCUGCUGAGUCUGUUCAAACGGUCCGGUCGCAGCUUCGGGUGUUUGCCCAGGCAGAUGAGCAGGUGGAACAAUCAGGACCCCGCUCCUCCUCAGGAGAACCCUCGUGUCCUCAUCACAGGUGGACUCGGGCAGUUAGGUGUGGGACUUGCACAGAUGCUGAGAAAACAAUAUGGAGCAGAGAAUGUAAUCCUGUCAGACAUCAAGAAGCCUCCACCUCAUGUUUUCAACAGUGGCCCAUUUGUGUAUGCUGAUGUGUUGGACUACAGACACCUCAGAGAACUGAUUGUCAAUAAUCGUGUCACUUGGCUGGUCCACUACAGCGCUCUGCUAAGCGCUGUGGGUGAGGCUAACGUGGCUUUGGCUCGAAAGAUCAACAUCACAGGCCUGCACAACGUCCUGGACUUGGCUCUGGAGAACUGCCUUCGCCUCUUUGUCCCGAGCACCAUUGGGGCCUUUGGUCCCUCCUCUCCGAGGGACCCGGCCCCGGACCUCUGCGUGCAACGCCCUCGAACAAUCUACGGUGUGUCUAAAGUGCACGGUGAACUUAUGGGAGAGUACCUUCACCAUAAAUAUGGCUUGGAUUUCCGUUGCCUUCGUUACCCUGGAGUAAUUUCAGUCAACACCCCUCCUGGUGGAGGAACAACAGACUAUGCAGUUCAGAUCUUCCACGACGCUCUCAGCACAGGUCACCAUGAGUGCUACCUCCGACCUGACACUCGUCUUCCAAUGAUGCACAUCUCCGAUUGCCAUCGUGCCACGGUGGAGUUCAUGCAGACUCCCGAGUGCCAGCUUUCACUGCGCACCUACAACAUAGCCGCCAUGAGUUUCACUCCAGAGGAGGUGGCCCAAGAGAUCCGCAAACAUCUGCCUCAUCUGACGGUUACCUACAACCCAGACUCUGUCCGCCAGACAAUAGCAGAUAGUUGGCCUGUGAGGUUUGACGACUCCAACGCCAGGAGAGACUGGGGCUGGGCACCAGCCUUUGGGCUUGAAGAGCUGGUUUCAGACAUGCUGAUCUCCAUUCGAGAAAAUAAGACCAAUGAGGCGUUUCCCAAAAGUUAGCAAAACCUUUACCUCCACAACGGAGCAGGUUUUUCUCCAGCCUGCAUUUAACUACUGCCUCCUUCAACUUCCACAUGUCAGCACGCACUUUCGUGAAUCAUGAGGUGCCGGGGAAUACUGUAAAACAUUAACUCUCACUCAAACCGGACACAGACAGAAACAUUUUGGUCUUCUGCAGGGAAUCAUCUACUGUCAUAUCUUCUUCAUUUGUGUUGUUUUUAUUUGUUCUGGUUUAAACAUCACUUCACACAUGGCAGCUUUGCUUUAGAUGGAGCAAAACAAUUCUUAUUUCUUCUAAUAUUUCCAAAUGUCACAGUUACAUGGAUGGAACAACGGCCUCUUACAAUGUCUCUGACAGUGUCCAACACAUUAUGGACUGGAUGAACUCGUGUCACUUCAUUUCAGGAUCCACUGAGAUGUCUGGAUCUCUCAACUUUGGGCUGGGGCAGCACAUCUGGGAUUCCUGCCAUCAUAUAAAGCAGAUUUUUUGUCAUAUAUCUUAUGAAGUGAAACAGACAUUUUAUACAUCACUGCAACUUCAGCUGUUUUAUAUGAAAAUAACUCUGCAUUUAACUUAUUCUAUCCGUGUGACUUUGGAUAUGAAUUAUGAUAAAUAUAAACAUAAAAAAUGGAGUUUGGAAAAUAUAAAAUUAUUAGGUAUAAAAUAAUGCAGUGGAAACUGAAAAAUAAAAAUGUUAUUUAUCCAAAAGAAAGUCUGUUUUUCUUACAAAAAAUGUUUUGUUUUUUUUGAACAAUUUUUCUGAC
Molecule: messenger RNA, 2170 nt
Organism: Oryzias melastigma (Indian medaka)
Lineage: Eukaryota; Metazoa; Chordata; Actinopteri; Beloniformes; Adrianichthyidae
Gene: tdh2
Product: L-threonine dehydrogenase 2
Exons: 9
Coding region: 341-1405 (354 amino acids)
Biological process (GO): L-threonine catabolic process
Molecular function (GO): L-threonine 3-dehydrogenase activity
Source: RefSeq, a predicted model, not a curated record